AUGAACUGGAAAUCGGCUAUUGCGCUCGCCUUUGCGGCUUGUACUCCCGGUGUCUUGGCCGCCUUUGGCGUGACCACCGGGUCUGGAUACCUUAGUGUCGACACCGGAGGAGGACUCGUCUUUCGGGUGUCAACAUCGAGUGGAGAUAUUACCUCGUUAAAAUACAAUAAUAUCGAGUGCCAAGACUCUUCAAAAUACACUCAUAUCGGCUCUGGUCUGGGUUCCGCCACAGUCUCUUACAAGAUUUCUGGAAAUUAUGCGACCAUCACGAUUGCGACUAGCACUUUGACACAAUAUUAUGUCGCUGUAAGCGGACAAAGCGCAAUUUACAUUGGUACCUAUACGACGGCUGAACCAAGUGUAGGAGAGCUGCGCUUUAUUGCCCGGCUCUCCAAGUCCGCACUUCCCAAAGGCGGUACGGCUAUCGAAGGAAGCGAUGUAUACUCGCUCAAUGGCCAAACACGCUCCAAAUUCUUUUCCUCGGUUCAAUUUAUCAAGGAUCAAGUUCACGGUGUUACCGGAAAUGGUGUCGGUGUCUACAUGGUCAUGCCGGGUAAUGCUUAUGAAACUUCGGGUGGAGGACCUUUCUUCCGCGAUAUCAAUAACCAAGGAUCUUCCCAGCAGGAACUUUACUGGUAUAUGAACUCUGGACACAUGGUCACCCAGAGCUUCCGAACUGGGUUCUUUGGACCAUAUGCUAUGGUCUUCACCUCGGGCAACGCACCUUCUGCCUCUCUCGAUACCUCUUUCUUCGCGAACCUUGGUAUCAAGGGAUACGUUGCUGCCUCGGGUCGUGGCACUGUUAAGGGCACUGUCUCUGGUGUCCCAUCUGGUUUUACCGCAGUUGUUGGUCUAGAUAAUUCCGCCGCUCAAUACUGGGGAACCGUCUCAGGAACCUCUUACACGAUCAAUGGUGUCAAGCCCGGAACUUAUAAGGCAACUUUGUACAAGAAAGAGUUGGAAGUUGGAACUGGAUCGGUGACUGUAAGCGCCGGUGGAACUGCAACGCUAAACCUAGCUUCGACGGAGAGCAUCAAAUCGAAUAUCUGGCAGAUUGGACUGCCGGACGGCACCCCCUCUGGAUUUUUGAAUGCUGAUAAGAUUGAAUCAAUGCACCCGACCGAUUCACGUAUGAGCGGCUGGGGUCCUGUGACGUAUACCAUCGGAAGCUCUUCCCCAUCCUCAUUCCCCAUGGCACAAUUUGUUGCAGUUAAUAAUCCUACGACCAUCAAAUGGACCGCCACUUCGUCUCAAAUUGGCGCCCGUACCUUGCGAAUUCGAACAACUUCGUCCUUUGCCGGUGGACGUCCCGCAAUCAAGGUUAACAACUGGUCUUCUGCGAAUCCCGCGGCGCCUACUAAGAUUGAUUCCCGGGGUGUGACACGAGGCACGUGGAGAGGAUACAACCAACUUUACGAAUACGCUAUUCCCUCUGGUACUCUCGUUGCUGGCUCAAAUACUAUUACGAUCUCCGUUAUCAGCGGGAGCAGUGGAGAUGCAUUCCUUUCCCCGAAUGUCGUCUAUGACUCGGUGGAGCUUUAUUAG
Rhizoctonia solani is the source of this 1545-nucleotide messenger RNA. Its product is annotated as rhamnogalacturonate lyase. Bases 1 to 1545 code for a protein of 514 amino acids. The transcript is spliced from 13 exons. NCBI's taxonomy places the organism in Eukaryota, Fungi, Basidiomycota, Agaricomycetes, Cantharellales, Ceratobasidiaceae. The record is from RefSeq and is a predicted model, not a curated record. Gene Ontology annotation, biological process: pectin catabolic process. Gene Ontology annotation, molecular function: carbohydrate binding; carbon-oxygen lyase activity, acting on polysaccharides.